UCCGGAAGCAGCGAGUACACCUGGAGCAGCGGCUCGGACUCAAGUGGAAGCUCCUGUGUUUACGAGUCUGCGUCUUCUGGUGAGGGACUCGGCGGAAGUAAAGGUGCAGAGAGUUUCUCAUCGUCAGCGAGGGGGAGCAGCUAUUCCUACAGCGUGGUUGACCCUAGCAGAAGUUCAUCAGGUGCUCCGACUUCAAGCGAAGAAGAAGAAGCUGAAAGGGAAGUUGGGGACGCGCCAGUACAGCAAAGCUCGCUGUCACCUCUAGGUGACGACGCGCAGGAUGGAAACCAGCCUCCAAGCCAAGUUUUCUCAGAUGAGGUUGUUCCGAGUGAGC
Messenger RNA from Amoebophrya sp. A25, 334 nucleotides. The record is from the annotation of a GenBank genome assembly. Lineage: Eukaryota; Dinophyceae; Syndiniales; Amoebophryaceae.